UGGUUCCCAAACUAUGUCUGGCUCUGACCAGACCCCAAUCUCUACAACAGGAGCAGCAGCAACUACUCCAGCUCAGACGACACAAGGUCCAUACUCUUCCAGUGGCGUGACGUCAGAGCCAGGAUCUCAAAGCUUCUCUGCUUCACCAGCUCCUGCACCAAGCUCCUGGUCCACCACCUACAGUACCACGGUGAAUGUGCAGGCGAAUGUGGUGCAUGACGAUACUGACAAUGAUCUGAUCUCCAGCCUUUUGUCCAACACCUUCGACCCACGGCCUUCGACCACUGAUGAGCCAUCGAUUGAUUACGACUACUACGACAGUACUGAAGGCCCAUCGGAUUUCACGGAUGUAGCCUUCAACUCCGGGGGCAUGUUAUCUGUUCCUUCAUCUUCAUCUUCAUCUACGUCGUCCUUUACAACGCAGCCUGAGCCUCCGCCCAUUACCUUCAAUGCCCUCGGCUUCUGGAAGCCGACCAGACGUCCGAUCGCCUUCAACCGGCUGAAGAACAAGUAUCGUCGGCCUUCAACAACUUCAGCCCCAAGCACCACCACCGAGGCUCCUUCCACUGAGACCGAACCGCUGUGGGUUUCUCCCCCAGCUACAGUCACUACUGUAACACAAGAUUCCCUGCCAGGUCUUCUCGGCACCCUAUUCGCCAGCAUAGUCCGUAGACCCCCCGGCACAGGCCGAAGACCUCCUGGUUCCACUCCGUCCAAGAUUUCUCCACCGGUUGUAGUAGAGGACGGAACAACACCCGUUACUGCACGUCCAGUGACUAGUCAGGAAGGUGUCAGGCCGUGGUACAUCAUCGGACCUGUAAUGACCCCCUCCGAAGACACUGCAACCCAAGGAGUCACGAGAUUCCCUGGUGGAGUGUCCUCAACGCUUCCCAUCGCGUCUUCCGGGACUGUGGCAGCAUCCGGAGCGACUGCCGCUUCAGAGGGCCCAUCUUACAGUACGUCUAAGAUUGCGGUUACGGAGAGUCCGACGACUGUGACGCCUCAGUUCAACAAGUAUGGCUUCUGGAAACCUGAAAAACGUCCUUACCACAACACCCUGCUGAGGUUGAAACAGAAGUAUCGGAGACUGACGUCAGGGGGAAGAGAAGGACGUGCCAAACGUGAUGCUCAUGAAGGUGAUGGAGAUAAUGACAGAAGGACUGAGAUCUCGGAUGAUGUGGAAUACAAUCACGAAAAGAAAGUUUAUCACAGGCACGGCAGGUCUCUGUACGAAGAAACUAUUCAUCGAGAUGGGAAAUCUGAGAUCGACUCUGCCAAGAACCAGGAACAGAUCUUCAAUGUGUUCGAAAACAACACUUCCGACGCCGUGGCUAAAUACAUUCUUUCAAAUCACGCUGCAUACUUCCCCAGUGUCAACCCAGACGACCCCAGUUUUCCCAGCGACGACGUGACAUCAUAUGAUGAUGACCCAACAGCAGACGACGAUGUCACCUCUGAAGUCACCUGUCGACUUCUUGAAAGUGUUGGACGAAGUCUUCACGCCACUCCCGACACACCACACUCAGCCGCUGCUGCUGCUCGCAGCUUCCGAGCCUCCCUUCGCCGCCAGUCCCGUUUGAGGCGCUUCUCCGGCCGCUGCGUCACAGAAUGCUGGCUGGGUACUGUCGGCAUUCUCGGCACCGUCGGAGGUCUGGCAGCGUUGACAAUACCAGUCUACGCUCUUGUGGCAGCAUCUUUGGCGUCAUCAAGCAGCGCGGCAGCUGGAGGAGCUGCUGCAGCUGGAGGUGGAGGUGGAGGAGGAGGCGGAGGAGGCGGAGGAAUUUUCCUCUUCCCUGGAAUCGUCUUCGACGAACCACUGACCGGCCCAGGCACUGCACCAGCUCUAGGAAACGAAACGGGAGUACCCGAGCCCAUCGGACCGGAGGUCGUAGUUCUUCCGCCCGGGUUCUUCCCUGUUCCCGAUGGCGCUGCGCCUCCUGCACCUCCUGCACCGCUGCCUGGUGUUCCGUCAGGUCCUUCAGCACCUUCAAAACCGGCGGCACCAGUGGGUGCGGUGGAUGAUGCACCGGCUCCGCCUGGCUUUGUGCCUGCAGGACCGCCUGGAGCGCCUGGAUCAGCACCAUUUGUUCCAGUAUUUGCCGCUGCUGAGGCGGAGGACUACGACUACGACUACGGCCAGGAUCAGGAGGGAGGCGCCGACUCCGGGUUCUUUUUCCCGGAGGACGAGAGCGCGGGACCUUUCUCUGAGGGACCCUCAGGGCCGCAAGGUCCUCCCGUUCCGCAAAGGCCUCCUCUCAGGGAUAAACCAGAGGCCGGGUAUCCCGACGAAGACUCUACAGACGGCGUGUUGGGUGACAACUUCAGUCCUGACGUCACCGACUGCGGCAACUUCAGACUCUGCAUGAUCCACGCCAGUAAUGGAGAGAGCAGCACCAGCGAGCCCCCACGGUGGUUCUUCUCCACAUACCUCUACGAGGGAAGUUUCGCCGAUCUUUGUCAACAAAUGUCUCGACAUCCUACACAGCAACUCUGCCGGCAGCUGUUCCCUCAUUGUGCCGAGGGCUAUCGUGGAUGGGCGAGGUAGACUGCCAUCUAGUGAGCGUCCAGAGAAGCUGUAGUGAUAGAGGUGGCCGCAAGGCGAAGACAAUGCCUGGAAUUGUGAGUGAUUGGGCCCGUGAAGUUUGAUGAACUGCGGACGAAGAGAAGUAGUUUAGUUCAUAUUUAUCAUGUGUUUUGUUGACGAUUGACAUGUGAUACAAGUGUUCUGAUAAGUGUUAGUUAGCAUUCCGUGGCUAGAAUAAAUGUAGGUACAAAGCUUUCGGAGGCUUAGUAAGGUGACUAAACCUCGGGACAUUUCUAACGGCUGGGUCAACCUGUCAAAGCUGCUAUAUUUUUAACGCAUUGUUACUUUCCAUUGUAAUCGUAGCGAAACAGUAUUUAACACCUUUGAUUGUUAUUGGACACAUUUAGCUAGAAUUUAGAGUGUGCAUAUGGCUCGACAAGUGCCGGUCUGCUUGUUUUAUUGUUAGUUAUGUUGCCAGUUGUUUGUUGUAUGUGAAGAACUGUUGGCAUUUACGGUUGUUUUGCAUUUCUUAUCAACUGUAUGUACAUGUAGCUGAUAGCUCGACGUUUGUUACGCAUUAUUUAUACGCGUUAUUUAUUGUACAUCGACGGUUAAUGGCGUUGUUAUGAUGUUAUCGUGUUACGUUACGUUGCGUAAACGCUCUAUCACAAAAUGUUCAAGUGGCGCAUCUGCCGAGAGUUUAGACUGUCGUUAUCGUCACUGUGUCGAUCAAAUAUAGCGGGCAAUCUAAUGCGAAAGCU
Molecule: messenger RNA, 3285 nt
Organism: Amphibalanus amphitrite
Lineage: Eukaryota; Metazoa; Arthropoda; Thecostraca; Balanomorpha; Balanidae
Exons: 4
Coding region: 14-2545 (843 amino acids)
Source: RefSeq, a predicted model, not a curated record